AUGCUGGUGGUGUUUUGCUUGGCCAAGCCAGCAGUAGUUCCAUGGAAUCGUCUUUUCAAGCCUGAAGCGAGUUUUCCUAGUGAAGGCCCUUAUAAUAUCCGAGAUCUCUGGCACAAGUUUAUUGAGGAUUUCAAGCACAUCCCUUCCAUCUUUUCUUUCCGAAAUUUCGAACGAAAUGUUAUGAGAAUUUGGAAGCAUCUCUCUGUGCCUUCUUCGUUUUCAAUGGCGAUCAACAAGUUUACUGUUUUGAGUGAAGAAGAUUACCAUAAAAUGCUUGGCUAUCGGCCAGAUCUCAACCGUUCCGACCCAGGUAUUCCCCGUCAUUCGUAUCGUAAACUCGCAAGAUAUUCUCCAUUACCUGAUUUUGUCGACUGGCGUUUACAAGAGUAA
This is a messenger RNA of Rodentolepis nana, 390 nucleotides long. The record is from the annotation of a GenBank genome assembly. Lineage: Eukaryota; Metazoa; Platyhelminthes; Cestoda; Cyclophyllidea; Hymenolepididae.